This is a messenger RNA of Diorhabda sublineata, 699 nucleotides long. RefSeq lists its product as uncharacterized. The coding region runs from base 97 to 645 and encodes 182 amino acids. The transcript has 3 exons. The record is from RefSeq and is a predicted model, not a curated record. Lineage: Eukaryota; Metazoa; Arthropoda; Insecta; Coleoptera; Chrysomelidae.
GAUGCAACAUAUCAAUGGAAAUGUAAACUACACCCCCUAUCAUCCCCUAUAUCCGACGUCGAAUUAUUAUCUGGAUGUUCCGAUUGUCGGGAAUAUAUGCGUCAAUUCCAACCUAAUAUACCGAUAAGGUCGAAUUUAACACUUUACGAAGCCAUUCAAACAUUGGAUUUACCGGAAAUGAUUUGCGACGAUCUCGUUAUUUGUAUAUCAAAUCCGAGGUACCAGAUAUUGAGUUGGUAUUUGCCCUGGAUGGUACUGUACAGAUUGUGCGUGAUGUAUUUGAGGGAUCCACUGCGAACUAGGAAUUAUAUCACCAAAUUGGAUUAUGUCGAUAUCGAUUAUUCGAAAUUUGAUCGUAAUCAGAAAGUUUCGUUCAAUCCGUUCGAAGGUAUAGAAGAAGGUUACGAGAAGUACCUAAACUCCGAUUACGAAUCCGAAAAUGAAUCGACGUCCGAAACGUGCGCUCCACUCGGCGACGAUUACGAUCCCAAUUCGAUGGAAAGUCUCAAGAAAAUUGUCAACAACGCCGAGGUCGAACCGACCGACAAUCGGAUAAUCCGCAACAACGGCAAAAAGGGAUUGGAAAAAUUGAAAAGAAAAUUUCGUUUUUUCGGAAAAAGAUAUGCGGAAAAAUCGAAUUUUUGAUUUGUAUCGUUCCAAACACAAAUUCAAUAUAUAAAAAUCGUUGAUUGGUAGAAA